This is a messenger RNA of Nicotiana tabacum (common tobacco), 651 nucleotides long. RefSeq names its product serine/threonine-protein kinase WNK8-like. Gene Ontology annotation, molecular function: ATP binding; protein kinase activity. The record is from RefSeq and is a predicted model, not a curated record. Gene Ontology annotation, biological process: protein phosphorylation. NCBI's taxonomy places the organism in Eukaryota, Viridiplantae, Streptophyta, Magnoliopsida, Solanales, Solanaceae.
AUGGAUUACGAGUUACGCAAAGCUGUAGAGAAUUCUCCAUGUGGUAGGUUUAUUAGAUACAACGAAAAGUUGGUUGGAGGGGCUUACAAAGAUGUUUACGUAGGGUUUGAUCGUGUUGAGAAUAUUGAAGUGGCGUGGAACCAAAUCGAUUUUGAGGGAGCAUAUGAUGAAGAGGCACGAGAAAUCCUACUAAAAUUGUACACGGAGGCUCAUAUACUGAAACACUUAAAGCAUGAAAGUAUUAUCAUGUGUUUUUCUCGGUUGUUCGACAGCGAGGCCAAAACUAUAAGCGUGAUUACAGAGUUGUUUCCCUCCAUCAGCCUGAGAAAACUACGACGUACUAAGUCCAAGUGUGAUGGCGCUGUCAGUGGUAUUGAUUUGGCGGCUAUCAAGAACUGGGGUAGGCAAAUUCUUGAAGGUUUGAACUUUCUCCAUAGUCAGAACCCUAAGAUCGUCCAUCGAGACAUCAAGUGUGACAAUAUUUUUGUUCAUAGUGGUGGGAAACAAGUUAAGCUCGGAGGGUUUGGUUUGGCAAUUCGUCUAAUCGAGGGUAAUUUUGCAAAAGAGCUAAUUAAGGGUAAUUCUGCAUUCAUGGCUCCUGAGUACUAUGAUGAGAAAUAUAAUGAAUUGGUGGAUAAUGCAUUUUCUUGA